This is a messenger RNA of Chelmon rostratus (copperband butterflyfish), 1383 nucleotides long. RefSeq names its product RIC3 acetylcholine receptor chaperone a (gene ric3a). The record is from RefSeq and is a predicted model, not a curated record. Gene Ontology annotation, biological process: protein localization to cell surface; synaptic transmission, cholinergic. The transcript has 7 exons. The coding region runs from base 1 to 1383 and encodes 460 amino acids. Lineage: Eukaryota; Metazoa; Chordata; Actinopteri; Chaetodontiformes; Chaetodontidae. Gene Ontology annotation, cellular component: neuron projection; intracellular membrane-bounded organelle; neuronal cell body.
AUGUCUAUAACAACUUGCCAGAAGGUUACUCUGAUAUCAUGCUCUGUUCUCUGCGUUUCCCUCUUCCUGCCCAGAAUGCUUUUACCCAGAGGGAAAAAGGAGAUGGGGCACCCUGAGGUUGGACCUGGGUUCUACCCUCCUGUGACGCAGCAGCUGCCCUUGCCAGAGGACCCAGAACGGUGGGCUCUGGACCCUUCUUACUCCAUGACACACAGUGCUGAGGCCAUGGCCAAAGUGAAAGUCAUCGGAAGAGGCAAAAAAUACAACCUGAUGGCCCAAGUGAUACCCAUAUAUGGCUUUGGGAUUUUUCUUUAUAUCUUCUACAUAAUCUAUAAGCUGACAUGUAAAGGGAAGACUACUAAAUCAGGAACCUACACUACAGUACCCAAGGCAAACAUGGAGAAAAAAAUUUUAACCGACGAUGAGCUUGCCAGGCUACAGGAGAGACUACUGCAAACAGAAAAGAUGAUGGAGAGGAUUGUCUCUGCAAAGAGCCGAGGUUCUGGGAGUGGCAGGAGGAGGAGGAGUAAAACUACACCAUCAAAGAAGGAGGAGAAAUUACUCAGGCAACUUAGACAGAUCACACAGCUGAUGCAAGAGGGCCGGUUGGAGGCAGCCUCCCCAGAGAUGGAGGCUGAGGAGGUUCCCUAUGGUGCAGACUGGGAAGGCUACCCGGAGGAAACCUACCCGGUCUACGAUGAUCCCUGUGACAGACGUAGAUUUGACACUGUUGUGCUGGAGGAGCCACCACACCAGCCAACUGCUGAGGCCCUGGCAGAGAGGAUGGAGCAAGAGGAGGAGGAGGAGGAUGAAGAGGAAGUAGAGGAGGAGGAAGGAGAGGAAGAGGAGGAGGAAGAGGAGGAUAAAGAGGACGAAGUGGAGGAAGAUGAGGAGGAGGAGGAGGAAGACGAAGACGAAGAAGAGGAGGCAGAGAAAAGGUACUUGCUCAGUCUUCCUUCAUCCCAGCCUACUGCGGGAAGACAGCGAGAGAGAAUUGGUUUGGAGGUGAGCAAAGAGCUGCAGUGUUACAAUGGAGGGAAGAAGCAAAUAAGCUUCAGUGACCACAGAGAUGUAUUCCACUACCCGAAAGAGGACACUUAUGAAGAGGAGGAAGAAGAGAAGGAAGAUGAGGUGGAGGAAGACGAUGAGGGGACAGAGGUGGAAGAGGAGGAGGAAGCUGAUGAGGAUGAUCCAGUGAUGGAGGCAGAGAGCCUGCAGUUCAGUUGCGAGGGUUGUCCCAACAUGGAGGAAUUAGCAGAGGAGGAUAAUGAAGAGUAUUCUUUGAUGUCAGCGCCUGCGGAGGGUGAUGGUGGGAUCCAUGCAGACAUGCCUAAAGAAGUCGGGGUGAGUGGGCUGAGGAUGCGGAACAGGAGAGAGACGUAA